AAAAUGAAUUGUAAUCCUAGAUUUAAGUUUUGUAAAGCUCAGGCACGCAAACAAGCAAGUUCCAUCUCCUACUCCAACAAAAGCAGUUUGUGCUUUGCUUCCCUCGAAAAUCCAAUUGUGAGUGUUGAGGUGGAUGAAGAAAAAGAUGGACUCAGAGAUGAUGAUGAGGAAGAUGAUAGGGAAUUCAAUAUGAUUUUAAAGUCAGAUCAGUGAUCUACCAAAUCAAUAAUGUUACUAUGAUCCAUCUGGACGUCUAUACCACAGUAUGAGGUUCUCUAUGCAUGGGAGAAAGCAGGAUUGAUCCUUCUUGAUAUGUAAUCAGAAGGUGCCAUGGUUUCUCCACAACAUAGCAAGUUGUCAUCUGGAUCUGGUUGUGCUUUAUAGAGAAGACAUAACCAGACAGAAGCAAAAGAGAAAGGUGAUGCAGAAGCGAUGAUGAAUCCUUCUCAUACUGCUCAAGGACUAUGAUAAUCAUCCAUUAAGUCCUGAGGUAGUAUUAAGAGAGGACCAAUACUGGAAGUAGAAGAAGAACCAUAGAUACCAACAAAACUGGGGCAAAGGC
This is a messenger RNA of Rubroshorea leprosula, 562 nucleotides long. Lineage: Eukaryota; Viridiplantae; Streptophyta; Magnoliopsida; Malvales; Dipterocarpaceae. The record is from the annotation of a GenBank genome assembly.